UGCGCAAUCGCCUACAAACGUUCAUCCAUCCUGCAGUUCAUGCGUAACCUCGUUGCAGAUUGUUUUGAAAGAAGAAACUGACAAAGUGUGUCCUUCGUUAAAAGAGUAUAGAUAACGUGAAAUUAUUAAAUAUUACAUACACACAGACAUAAAUAUACAUUUUUAACGCGUAAUUAAAAGGAAAAAUAAAAAAUCUAACGAAAUCAUGAGUCUGGUAAGACAAAAUUUUCAUAAGGAAUGCGAGGAAGGAUUAAAUAAACAAAUCAACAUGGAAUUAUAUGCAAGUUAUGUCUAUUUGUCCAUGGCGUACUACUUCGACAGAAGCGACGUCGCAUUGCCGGGUCUCUAUAAAUACUUCAAAAAAUCUUCCGACGAUGAACGCGAACAUGCAAUGAAAUUUUUAACGUAUCAGAACAAAAGAGGCGGCGAUGUUGUUUUUACGGCUAUCGAAGCACCGGCGAAAAAUGAUUGGUUGUCUGCGAAGAAUGCCAUGACUGAAGCAUUGAAAUUGGAACAAAAAGUUAACGAGAGUCUAUUGGAAUUACACGCCAUUGCUGGGAAACAUUCCGAUGCAAAUUUUAUGGACUAUUUGGAGACAGAAUUUCUUCAAGAACAAGUGGAUUCGAUCAAGGAAAUUGCCGAUUACGUUACAAAUCUCGAAUUGGUAGGGGAUGGCCUUGGGAUUUACGUAUUCGACAAGGAAAUGAAAGAGUGAAAUGACAUUUUCUAGUUUUUCUUUCCCUACGAAAUAUAAUUUUCAAAUACAUCGCAUAAAUAAAUAAAU
Molecule: messenger RNA, 784 nt
Organism: Vespa velutina
Lineage: Eukaryota; Metazoa; Arthropoda; Insecta; Hymenoptera; Vespidae
Product: soma ferritin-like
Exons: 3
Coding region: 206-715 (169 amino acids)
Biological process (GO): iron ion transport; intracellular iron ion homeostasis
Cellular component (GO): cytoplasm
Molecular function (GO): ferrous iron binding; ferric iron binding
Source: RefSeq, a predicted model, not a curated record